Molecule: messenger RNA, 1343 nt
Organism: Spinacia oleracea (spinach)
Lineage: Eukaryota; Viridiplantae; Streptophyta; Magnoliopsida; Caryophyllales; Amaranthaceae
Exons: 2
Coding region: 263-1102 (279 amino acids)
Source: RefSeq, a predicted model, not a curated record
GAUUAGGAACCAACCACUACCACUUCAAACUUUGCUGCCAAUAUCAUACAUCAGAAGAACGGAACAAACAGAAACAAGUAAUGAAUGUCAAAAUGCUGAAGAAGGUGCUAGGAAUAUUAAUGAGACACCAUUUACUUUUCUCAUUGAAAACUCUAAGGAGAGUAUAAGUAGUCAAGUUGUAUUUGUGGUAAGUCCAUCAGGGGAAGUAACCAUUUGCAAACACGAGAAUAUAUGCUGCGCUUCACCAUUAUCUAGCUUGGAAAUGGAAACCACCAUUCUUAAUGUGACAGACGAGGAAACUGAUGGAUGCAGUAUUGAGAAAACCAUAGAGCUUGAUUAUGAUGAGGAAGUUGAUGACUGUCACUCUAGUGAAACUGUUGGUAUUACCAAAACUGAAGAGUAUAACACUAAGUCCAAUAAGGAAGAUAUGAUUCGACUAGUAGAUGAAACAUCGAAAAUCAACGUUCUUCAUCAAGAAGGUUCUAUUGAGCACAAGCCUGCAGAUGCUAUUGAUGAAUCAAAAGCUUCCCAUUGUUCUUCCACUGUCAUCCAAGAUGGUGUAUGUAGAGUGGGAUCAUACAGGAUCAGAUCAGACUUGGUACUCAUUCUCAGAAGAAUAAUCGAGAAACACGGAGAUAUAUUUCACAAUUGCAAGAUGAUUGAAUCAUCUCAUGAUCACUCCCAGCUACUUGUGAAUAUAUGUGAACUAAUUCAAGAACUUGAAACAGUCCCCUUACAAUGUCUUCAACCCAAACACGUGAACCGCCUCAGAAACGCUGGAAAAGAGCUUGAGGAUUCAGGAGCUGAUGUAAAAUGGCUCAACAAUCAUUGUGACUACCUAGACAACGUUGUUCAACAACUAAGUCAGUUUACUGAGUCAAAAGAAGAACAAAAUGAAUGCCAGAAAAGUCUACAGUGUAAAGAAGAAAGCCUGAUUUUAACACGAGGUAAUAUUUCUGAGCUGCUAGAAGAGAUUAAGGUUCUGGAAGAAGAACUAAAGAAAUCCAGAGAAUAUAUUGGGAAGCUUGACUGUAGCAUAAUGGAUAUUAAGUCUCUAUGUAGAAACUUUGUAGGCAAGUCAUUUACUGAUGGACUCUACUGAAACUCAGGUGAGUAUGCUCAUAAAGUUGGAUAACUCUGUAAAUAUAAAAACACCCACUCAGAACAGUACUUGAGCCAGUCUUGUUUCCACUAUUUGAUCUUGCAAGGUCUUACAAACUGGAUGUAUAAUAGUUAUUGAGCAACUAGUUGUUGAACAAAAACUUUUCCGUUUGCUAGAUCGAUUACCUGAAUCGUUUGUUUAUUCUUUGGAGUAAAAUGCAUUUUUAGGGACUCACCUUUCA